Molecule: messenger RNA, 2823 nt
Organism: Drosophila persimilis
Lineage: Eukaryota; Metazoa; Arthropoda; Insecta; Diptera; Drosophilidae
Gene: Mcm2
Product: DNA replication licensing factor Mcm2
Exons: 2
Coding region: 66-2726 (886 amino acids)
Biological process (GO): double-strand break repair via break-induced replication; DNA replication; mitotic DNA replication initiation
Cellular component (GO): MCM complex; nucleus
Molecular function (GO): 3'-5' DNA helicase activity; ATP binding; single-stranded DNA binding
Source: RefSeq, a predicted model, not a curated record
GAUCGGCAGCGGCUGAACGAUUCAAAACAUAUUUAAGACAUUUGAAGACCGCAUAUAUAUUGGAAAUGGAUAAUCCCAGCUCUCCGCCACCAAACACGCCCAGUGAUGCCGCAGAGCGCCGUGGUCUGCGCGCAUCGAUGACAUCGCCAGUGGGCGACUUUGAGCCAUUCGAGAACGAGGAUGAGAUUCUCGGGGAUCAGACAGUGCGCCACGAGGAGGAAGAAGAUGGCGAGGAGUUGUUUGGGGACAACAUGGAGAACGACUAUCGUCCCAUGCCAGAACUGGAUCAUUACGAUCCGGCCAUGCUGGACGAUGAAGAGGACUUCUCGGAGAUGUCGCAGGGAGACCGCUUUGCGGCCGAGUCGGAGAUGAGGAAGCGCGACCAUGCAGCUGGUAUUCACCGCGACGAUCGCGAGCUUGGCUUUGGCCAGUCCGAUGAUGAAGACGAUGUGGGACCCCGGGCCAAGCGUAGGGCAGGAGAAAAGGCCGCGGUGGGCGAGGUUGAAGACACGGAGAUGAUCGAGUCCAUUGAGAAUCUAGAGGACACCAAAGGGCAUUCCACCAAGGAGUGGGUGAGCAUGCUGGGGCCGCGCACGGAGAUUGCCAAUCGCUUUCAAUCGUUUCUGCGUACAUUUGUGGACGAGCGCGGCGCGUACACAUAUCGGGACCGUAUCCGACGCAUGUGCGAACAAAACAAGUCCUCGUUUGUGGUCUCCUACACAGAUCUGGCCAACAAGGAGCAUGUGCUGGCCUACUUCCUGCCCGAGGCCCCCUUCCAGAUGCUCGAAAUCUUCGAUAAGGUGGCCAAGGACAUGGUCCUGUCCAUCUUUCCCACCUACGAGCGUGUCACCACCGAGAUCCAUGUCCGCAUUUCAGAGCUGCCCUUGAUCGAAGAGCUGCGCACCUUCCGCAAGCUGCAUCUCAACCAGCUGGUACGCACCCUGGGCGUGGUGACGGCCACCACGGGUGUCCUGCCCCAGCUGUCGGUGAUCAAGUACGACUGCGUCAAGUGCGGCUAUGUCCUCGGGCCAUUUGUCCAGUCCCAAAACACAGAGGUCAAGCCGGGCUCGUGUCCGGAGUGCCAGAGCUACGGUCCCUUCUCCAUCAACAUGGAGCAGACGCUGUACCGCAACUAUCAGAAGAUCACCUUGCAGGAGUCGCCAGGCCGCAUUCCCGCCGGUCGCAUACCGCGCAGCAAGGACGUCAUACUGCUGGCGGAUCUGUGCGAUCAGUGCAAGCCCGGUGACGAGCUGGAGGUCACUGGCAUCUACACCAACAACUACGAUGGUUCGCUCAAUACGGAUCAGGGCUUCCCCGUGUUUGCCACGGUGAUCAUUGCCAACCAUGUGGUCGUCAAGGACUCCAAGCAGGUGGUGCAAUCACUCACUGACGAGGACAUAGCCACCAUUCAAAAGCUGAGCAAGGAUCCGCGCAUUGUCGAGCGCCUGGUGGCCUCAAUGGCGCCAUCAAUCUAUGGCCACGACUACAUCAAGCGUGCCCUGGCCCUGGCUCUAUUCGGAGGUGAGUCCAAGAAUCCCGGGGAGAAGCAUAAGGUGCGUGGAGAUAUCAAUCUCCUGAUCUGUGGAGAUCCGGGUACGGCCAAGUCGCAGUUCCUGAAGUACACGGAGAAGGUUGCCCCGCGUGCUGUGUUCACCACGGGACAGGGCGCCAGCGCUGUGGGUCUCACGGCCUAUGUGCGCCGCAAUCCCGUCUCCCGGGAAUGGACCCUCGAGGCGGGCGCCUUGGUGCUGGCCGAUCAGGGCGUUUGCCUGAUUGACGAGUUCGACAAGAUGAAUGACCAGGAUCGCACCUCCAUUCACGAGGCCAUGGAACAGCAGUCCAUCUCCAUUUCCAAGGCUGGCAUUGUGACCUCACUGCAGGCACGCUGCACGGUCAUAGCCGCCUCCAAUCCCAUUGGUGGUCGUUACGAUCCCUCGAUGACCUUCUCCGAGAACGUGAAUCUGUCGGAACCCAUUUUGUCGCGUUUCGACAUCCUGUGCGUGGUUAAGGAUGAGUUCGAUCCCAUGCAGGACCAGCAGCUGGCCAAGUUUGUGGUGCACUCGCAUAUGAAGCAUCACCCGAGCGAGGAGGAGCAGCCAGAGAUGGAGGAGCCCACACAGAAGUCUGUGGAGGAGAUACCCCAGGAUCUGCUGCGACAGUACAUCGUCUACGCCAAGGAGAAUAUUCGGCCCAAGCUUACGAACAUCGAUGAGGAUAAGAUCGCCAAGAUGUACGCGCAACUGCGACAGGAAUCGUUUGCCACCGGCUCCCUGCCCAUUACUGUGCGCCACAUUGAGAGCGUUAUUCGCAUGUCCGAGGCCCAUUGUCGCAUGCAUCUGCGCGAGAAUGUGAUGGAGGCGGACGUCAGCAUGGCCAUACGCAUGAUGCUGGAGAGCUUCAUUGAGGCCCAAAAGUUCAGUGUGAUGAAGAAGAUGCGCAACACAUUCCAGAAGUACCUGGCCUUCCAGAAGGAUCACUCCGAGCUGCUGUUCUUCAUCCUCCGCCAGUUGACGCUCGAUCAGCUGGCCUACAUUCGCUGCAAGGACGGACCGGGCGCCACGCACGUGGAGAUCAUGGAGCGUGAUCUGAUCGAGCGGGCCAAGCAGCUGGAUAUCAGCAACUUGAAGCCAUUCUACGACUCCGAUCUGUUCCGCUCAAAUGGCUUCUCGUAUGAUCCCAAGCGGCGCAUCAUCCUCCAGAUUGUGGUGGAUGGAAACACGGCGUAAGCGAAGUGAUCGCGACAUCAUUUAUCUCAUUUAGUCGUAGGUUUCAUCAUCCAUGUUUCGUUACCCCCCAAUAAAGAUUAAAUAUAGUAAAUACAUA